Molecule: messenger RNA, 1333 nt
Organism: Anarrhichthys ocellatus (wolf-eel)
Lineage: Eukaryota; Metazoa; Chordata; Actinopteri; Perciformes; Anarhichadidae
Gene: atpsckmt
Product: fATP synthase c subunit lysine N-methyltransferase
Exons: 4
Coding region: 267-938 (223 amino acids)
Biological process (GO): positive regulation of proton-transporting ATP synthase activity, rotational mechanism; peptidyl-lysine trimethylation; regulation of mitochondrial ATP synthesis coupled proton transport
Cellular component (GO): mitochondrion
Molecular function (GO): protein-lysine N-methyltransferase activity
Source: RefSeq, a predicted model, not a curated record
AGAAAGAGCGCUGCACAUAUUAGAAUGCACGAAUAACAGGACCAUUGCUUUUUUUUCAGUGGCUAAUUAUUUUGUUAAUACUUUGCGCUUUUGGCUUUGCAGAAUGAGCAGGUGUGGACUGAAUAAUACAGAUUCCAUUCAUGACAUUUACAUUGGGUCGCUAAACUAUAGCAGAGUCCCUGCUGUCAUUCGUGCAGUUCAAGUUCAGCUAAAGUUAGCGAACGUUACGUAUUUAUAACGUGUACCGUUUCCGUUAAGCUGGCAACAUGUCACAAGAGGGGCUUUUUCCGGACUCUGCAGUGGCGGGACAAUUAAAGAGCGACGUCAAGGAGAAAAGGAGCAGGGUGAGUCGCGUGGGUGUCGUUGUCACGGGCGUGUUGGGAGGCUCGCUGGUCGCCCUGUACGCGGUGGCUGCUCCGUUUCUCGCUCCUGCCCUGAGAAAAGUCUGCCUCCCGUUCGUCCCAGCGACCACGGCUCAGGUGGAGAAUGUCCUCGGCAGUCUGCGAGCCAGAUCAGGGACCCUGGUGGACAUUGGCAGUGGAGAUGGAAGGAUAGUGAUCGCCGCGGCCAAGCAUGGGUUUCAAGCGUCAGGCUUUGAGCUGAACCCCUGGCUGGUGUGGUAUUCUCGCUACAAGGCCAUGAGGGAGGGAGUCCACCGCUCCACCUCCUUCCACAUCUCGGACUUGUGGAAGGUCAGUUUUGCUCAGUAUUCCAAUGUUGUCAUAUUCGGAGUCCCUCAAAUGAUGGACCAGCUGGAGCUGAAGCUGGCAAGCGAGUUACCGAGCACAGCCAAAGUGGUGGCCUGUCGUUUCCCCUUCCCUACUUGGGUGCCUGAACACACCGCCGGGGAGGGCAUAGACACCGUUUGGGUGUACAACGCCAAGACAUUUAAAUCACACCUGCAACAUAGAAUGGCAACACCAGAUUCACACACAUAAAUGUCAACACCUGUUGUUAAUUUGUCAUCACAUGUUGGUACCUGCGUACUCAUGCCUAAAGCAGGGGAAUAAUCAGUCAGGCAUUUCAUGUUUGGUACAUGUUUGAGGCUCAAAACCAGACCAGGAAUAAAAAGUUAAUGAUUUGAGAAAGUAGAAAUAAAUGGUAUGUGCCAUGAUUGAUGGCAUGACUUGAUUAUUAAUAGAAAGUUUAAUUGUUUAUUAUUUCCAAAAAGACAAAGGUAUUGCUAAAUGUCCGCAAAUGACAGAAGAUUGCCAACCACAUUAUUUUGUACAGCCUCUACAUAAAGCUCCUGCACUUUAUCCUGUUUCUGUUUUUUGUGUAUUUAUAAAUAAAGGUGUGUUGCGCUUGGCUGCCACCUAGUGGUGAAACUCCC